This is a messenger RNA of Ictalurus punctatus (channel catfish), 7913 nucleotides long. It is a transcript of the gene pdgfra, whose product is annotated as platelet-derived growth factor receptor, alpha polypeptide. The record is from RefSeq and is a predicted model, not a curated record. Gene Ontology annotation, cellular component: signaling receptor complex. Gene Ontology annotation, molecular function: platelet-derived growth factor alpha-receptor activity; ATP binding; platelet-derived growth factor binding. Gene Ontology annotation, biological process: platelet-derived growth factor receptor signaling pathway; protein phosphorylation; positive regulation of kinase activity. The transcript has 29 exons. Lineage: Eukaryota; Metazoa; Chordata; Actinopteri; Siluriformes; Ictaluridae. Bases 1231 to 5619 code for a protein of 1462 amino acids.
AAACAAGGGUAUUGGAUUUAAUCUAAUAAUUUCAUGGGUUUUAUCGAGAAAGCCUUUUUCCCCUCCACGUCCAUCCACUUCUGGGAUUUUUUUGCGUUUGAGCGCACUGCAGGAUUUCCCCGCUUCUGAGUUUGAUGUUCACCCCAACUUCUGCGCGCAGCCCAAGGCGGAUUUACGGGCAUUUCGGAGUUUCGCAUAUGGUCUCCAGUCCGAGCUCAGGGAUUGAAAAGCGGCUCGGCUCCAGCGCGCAGCUGGGGGUGCCAUCCUGUAUCUAAUGGCAAACACAUUUCACCCUCUAUACCAGCUUGAUUCCCAUUGACAUGGAAUGCGCCCGAGUAUGGAAUAUCUUACAUCUGGAGCAAUUUGCGCAGAUAUAUUUCUUCCACCUAUAAAGAAUAUAAACUCCGGAUAAAUCCUUUCACAGAUUCAGUGCGGCUUUGGAUGCUUGAAGUAUGCAACACUUGGAUGAAAACCGUGGAUGACUUCGCAUGCAUUUCUUUCUUUUUUUUUUUUUCUUCAGAUUUCCCCCCUGCUCCUCUGAAGCGUUACAGUGUACGCUACACUUUGAAGAGGACUUCACGGCCACGUAUACGACCAGUGGUGCCAUCUGUUUGAUUAAAGCAAUUUCUGCGCAUUGCAGAACUACACUAUCUUUGGAUGAACUUUUCCUCUGUAUUCCCAUGGAGCAUGUGGGAUUUGGUUAAACAGGAGAGAUAACGACAGAGGAUGGUACAUUGUAACAUUCCACUCUCAGCUGUUGCCCCAGAGUGUCAGGGCGCGCAAAUUCACGGCUUUUGGGCAAAACAGAUGCGCAUCUGCGCGUUGGAGGAAUGCUGUCGGUGGGCGAUAGGAGAGCGGGUGGAGAUGGAGGUGGAGGUGGGGGAGUGCGGACUGAGGGUCUGUCCGAGAUCUGAGCCUUCUUUACUCUGGAACUAAAACCACUCUCCUAUCCCAUUCCUUUGGGUUCGAGCGGGACCGUUGUGCGCGGCAUUGUUAAACGGAUAAGGAGCGUUUCGGAUUCCCAAACCCGUGUUUUAAACACCCAGAGGACAGAGGACUCGUUUUAAUUGCAGCUGGAUUGGCCAAGGACCAUUACUCCUACCCGAGUACUGCUCAAACAAGGGCUGUAAAGAAAUUCAGGCACUCCUCUGCCUCCAUGGAUGGAAACACAAAGGAUAAGCUAUGUACAAAACCGACCAUCAUCUAUACCUGAACACAACUUAAGCAACAAUGUGGAUACUGAAGACACAUCUCCUUUUGGGGGUUGUCCUCUUUGGAAUAUUGCAAAAUGUGGCGUGUGAAUUGCAUCAUCCUUUCAUCGUUUCGGACACAAACGAGUUCGUGUUAGAGCUGCACUCCAUGUUUAACAUCAGCUGCACAGGGAAGAAAGACGUCAUCUGGGAAGAGCCACUACCAGUCAACACACACGUGCUGCCCGGGUAUUACAUGACCACACUGCUGAUUGACGGUGCCGAGGCUCAUCACACCAGAGAGUACACGUGCGUUUACCAGAGCCCAGAUAUAGAGCAGGCAAACACGGAGGACAUAGCCAGCAUCUACAUUUUUGUCCCAGACCCUCAAGUUCCAUUCGUUCCUGGGGAUUCGACGGAGGUCUCCCGGUAUAACAUUCCUUGCCGCGUUACAGAUCCCAAAUCUGUUGUGAUUCUACGGAGUCUACCAAGUGGAGUUGAGCUCCCAUAUCACUAUGAACAGAAGUAUGGAUUUCUUGGCUACUUUCCUCUUGGCGAGUACGUGUGUGAGACCGUUGUGAAUGGUACAACGGUCCCUAGCGUGGUGUACACAGUGAAGGACAUGUCAAAUAUGUUUAAUGUGCCGGAGAAGGAUUUCAGUGUGGAACUGACAGCCAGUCAGGAGGAAAUAAAAGUGGGAGAAGCUUUUAACCUGACCUGCACGGUUCCACCUGGCGCUCUCUAUGUCCAGGAGUGGUUGCAUCUCAGUAAAGAGGCUGUAGGUGCUAUUCAGAAGAAGGAGACCUACCCUGAUAAGGUUUUAUAUAUCCUCAGUAUCCCACAUGCCUCAACGAAUGACACUGGCUUCUACGAAUGCUCAGUCACAGAGCAGUCCAGCGGCAAGACCCACUCCUCCCAAGUAUCCAUCAUUGUCCAUGAGGGUUCUUUUGUUAUUCUGGAUCACAGUGGGAUUGGAACAAUAGAAACCAUCCCUUUCGUGGAGAAGGCUGAAUUCACCAUUUACAUUCAUUCUGAUGGUGUUCCCAAGGUCACGUGGUUCAAAGAUGACCAUGUAUUGAAUAGUAAUUAUAUAAUAACAACCAAGACCACUCUUCUAGGAGACAGAAGGUACGAGAGUGUUUUAAUUCUGCGACACCCUGUAGAAGAUGACAGUGGAACAUAUAAGAUUACAGCGUCACUCGGCUCACAGAGAAAAGAGUUUUCCUUCAAACUCUAUGUUGAAGCUGGUGAGCCCCAGAUAACACAGCCCAUGCUUGCUCCGGUAAUCUGGCCCAGGAACAAGACCAUGGUGGUGUUCCUUCACUCCAUGUUUAGACUGACAUGUCGCGGCCAAGCAGAAGUGUUCUGGAAAGGUCCCGUCUCCCUUGACAAGCAGAAGUCGGAUGACAAGAGAGGCCUGUUCAUUUCCACGGUGACUGUGGACAGUGCUACUGCAACACACACCGGAGAAUACAUCUGUUUGUACAAGAAUGAGAAUCAGACUGACAAGAGCAGCAUCUACAUCUUUGUGCCAGAUCCGGACAUGCUGUUCGUGCCCCUGCCGCCCUAUGGGCACCAUGUGCUAAAGAGCCCAGAUGAGAUGGAGAUUCCAUGCCGCGUGUCUGAUCCGAAUGCUCAUGUGACGCUGUUCCAUGUUGAGACUCAGCAGGUUCUGUCCACCAACUAUGACAGCAAGAAGGGUUUUCUAGGCAACUUCACACCUGGGACAUAUGUGUGUCAGGCCAUUGUGGAUGGAGAAGAGCAUGAGAGCGACGCGUACAUUGUCCAUGGCUGGACAGUGGGCUCAGGGCUGCACGUAGAGCUUAAGGCAGAGAAGAAGGCUCUGCUGGUUGGGGAAACCCUCAUUGUAAACUGUGUAGCCAAUGGCAGUGACUUGCUAGAUCAACAAUGGAAGUAUCCUGGAAAAAUGGCGGAUCGUGGUAAGACGACACUAAAGGAGAACAAAAAAGAUCAGGAGAUCUAUUACACCCUGACUGUGCCCGAUGCUAGAACUAAAGACAGUGGAACUUAUGCCUGUUCCAUCAGUGACAUUAUGAGCAAUGAGAGCCAAAUCAAAGAGCUCACCAUUACUGUCUAUGAGAGGGAGUUUGUAUCUCUAGAUCCAAUGUUUGGCCAUGUGGAGACAGCCAAACUGAACGAUGUUCAGGAGUUCCGGGUGGACAUUGAGGCUUUUCCUGAACCUAAGGUCACGUGGUGGAAGGAUGGCGUUGUAUUGGGUGAUAUUGCUGCAGAGUUUACUACCUCCCUUCAGACGAUCAACGAGACAAGGUACCAGAGCACUCUCACUCUGAUUAGAGCUAAGGCUGAGGACAGUGGCAAUUACACGGUGCAAGCUGUGAUAGGCAACCAGGCUGCAAGCUACUCGUUCAACCUUCAGGUGAAAGUUCCUGCUAUAAUCGUGGACCUGCUAGACCUGCACCAUGGCUCAGAAACAGGCCAGGCUGUGGUGUGUAUAGCCAGAGGAUCUCCCGUCCCUGAGGUGGAGUGGUACAUCUGUAAAAACAUUAAACAGUGUUCCAAUGACUCAACCGAGUGGUCACCUCUUCAGACCAACACCACUGGCAUCACCAUUGAUGCACACAUAGACCAGGACAACCAGUUGGAGAGUCAGGUGAUCUUUGGACAUCUGGAGAACACGCUGGCUGUGCGCUGCCUGGCACGGAACGAGAUGGUCGCUGUGUCCCGUGAGAUCAAACUGGUGGCCAAUGGUCCGCACUCAGAGCUCACUGUGGCGGCUGCUGUUCUGGUGCUGUUGGUUAUUGUCAUCAUCUCCCUCAUUGUGCUGGUCAUUAUCUGGAAACAGAAGCCACGUUAUGAGAUCAGGUGGCGGGUCAUUGAGUCAGUGAGUCCAGAUGGGCACGAGUAUAUCUAUGUGGAUCCCAUGCAGCUGCCCUACGACACACGCUGGGAAUUCCCACGUGAUGGCCUUGUCCUUGGCCGUAUUCUGGGCUCAGGGGCCUUUGGGAAGGUGGUGGAAGGCACUGCGUAUGGACUCAGUCGUUCUCAGCCAGUAAUGAAGGUCGCAGUGAAGAUGCUCAAACCAACGGCUCGCUCCAGUGAGAAACAAGCACUGAUGUCAGAGCUGAAGAUCAUGACUCACCUGGGCCCCCACCUCAACAUUGUCAACCUGCUCGGUGCAUGCACCAAAUCAGGUCCUAUCUACAUCAUUACCGAGUACUGUUUUUAUGGAGACCUGGUGAACUACCUGCAUAAGAACAGAGACAGCUUCCUGAGCCGACAGGCUGAGAAGGGCAAGAAGGACCUGGACAUCUUUGGCAUCAAUCCAGCUGAUGAGAGCAGCAGAAGUUAUGUGAUCCUGUCGUUUGAGGAAAAAGGAGACUACGUGGAUAUGAAGCAGGCAGACACAAUGCAGUAUGUCCCCAUGUUGGAGAGGAGCAACGCCUCCAAAUACUUCGACCUUCAGAGAGAUGACUAUGAUCACCCUCCCUCUCACAAACACAUCAACGAAAGUGAGGUAGAAAAGCUUCUCUCUGAUGACUCAGAGCGCUUGACCACAAUGGAUCUUCUUAGCUUCACCUAUCAAGUGGCCAGAGGGAUGGAGUUCCUGGCCUCCAAAAAUUGUGUUCACAGAGAUUUGGCAGCUCGAAAUGUUCUGCUGUCUCAGGGGAAGAUUGUGAAGAUCUGUGACUUUGGGCUGGCCAGGGACAUCAUGCACGACAACAACUAUGUGUCCAAAGGAAGUACCUUCCUGCCAGUAAAAUGGAUGGCCCCUGAGAGCAUCUUUGAUAACCUGUACACCACUCUGAGUGAUGUCUGGUCUUACGGCAUUUUAUUGUGGGAGAUCUUUUCUCUGGGCGGGACCCCUUAUCCUGGCAUGGUUGUGGACUCCAGCUUCUAUAACAAAAUCAAGAGUGGCUACAGGAUGGCCAAACCUGAACACGCUUCCAGUGAUGUUUAUGAGCUGAUGGUGAAGUGCUGGAACAAUGAGCCAGAUAAGAGACCCUCUUUCCACAGUCUGAGUGAGAGUGUGGCCACCCUGCUGCCCUGCGGAUACAAGAGGAGCUAUGAGCGUGUAAAUAACGACUUCCUGAAGAGCGACCACCCGGCGGUGACCCGCGUGCAGUGUGUGCAGAGCGAUGAGACCUAUUUGGGUGUGGCCUAUAAGAACCAGUGCAAGAUGAGAGAGCGUGAAAGCGGCUUCGAGGAGCAGAGACUGAGCUCAGACAGUGGCUACAUCAUCCCUCUGCCUGACCUUGAACCCCUUUCCGACGAAGAAUACACCAAAAGGAACCGUCACAGCUCUCAGACAUCUGAGGAGAGCGCUAUAGAGACCGGCUCGAGCAGCUCCACCCUGCCCAAGCGGGAGGGAGAGACCCUGGAGGACAUUACGCUGCUGGAUGAGAUGUGCCUGGACUCGGGAGAUCUGGUGGAGGACAGCUUCCUGUGAGAGAUGGAAAGAGAAAAAGAGAGGAUGAGAGAGACCCUGUUUAGCAAUUCAUCCGAAAGGGAGGAGGAGGAGAGAAGGGCUAAAAUGCGAGCGUCAAUACAAGAACUCUUCAGAAUAGCCCUUUUCUAUCUCCCACCUGUUCUCUGAACUCUUGCUCCCGUGUCAUCCACCUGCCCCUAGAAUCCUCAGAGGAAAAAAAAAGAUUCUUCACAGCCUGGAUGUCCUGUAAAGGUCAGCUAUAAUUAGAGACAGCGUCCUCUACUGGUUCGGAGGACUUUCUGGGUACUCAAACUAUGAGGAAUUAAGGAAAUAAUACAGAAUAUUAACAUUUUUGUAUAGAAGUUUAUUUUGAUGGGCAUUCAGAACAGUGAAUUAAGCAGGAAUGUAUCAAGACCUGAGCGUACUAUUGUAUUCUCCAUUAUCAGUUUAUUUACCAAUGAGUCAGUCUGUGCUUCCAAUGACCACUACACCUGAACAAAUGAACUGACCUGACGCAAUUUAUUUCCAUUCACAUCCAUUUUCUAACACGUUGCACAAACACAAACUUUUGACUAAAUAUUUAGAUCCUUUAGCUGAUACAUACAGUAUAUUGUCCGAGAUGCAAUAAGUGCAGCAGUUUUUAAAUUUUUUAUUUUUUUUUAAAAGUGUAAUAGUUUGUGAAUAUUGGGGAGGGAAGGGGAAAGUCUUUAUGGUUCUAAAUGAAGAAAACAGCAAUAAUGUUUUGACUUUUAUAUGGCACACAAACCUCACCCCAUUGCAGUACAACCGUACCAAAGCGUGGACCAAAGAUUAAACAUUCUGUUCAAUGUGUUGAGCAGAAGCAAAGGCAAUAUCGCCAUUGAUGACCAAUAAGUACAUUUUCUACCAGUGUUAUAGUACACAGGAACUGUGUUUUUACCCUGUGGCAGCGAUGAACUAAUCACCUCAAUGAGAGGAGAAACUUGUGGUAGCUUGAUUGGCCUUUAAAGGUCAAAUUUUCACAAUAAGCUGGAAUGUUUUGUUGCUGUGUAUAACAAUGUACCAUAAUCAUCUGUUUACUAUUUGCAUAAUCUAAACCAAAUGACAUAUUAUAUUGGCUGGUUUAGAUGUUGUACCCAAAGGUUCCCUUUCAUCCUUUCAGCUUUUUGUUAAAGCUUUAGAUCUGUACCAUAGUAGCAAAAUAACCGUAGUAAUAUUGUAGAGAGAGGGAAGACAUCUUGAAUGUAGUUGUCUAGUAUUUCAUAUUAUAAGAUUACAAUAACCCAAAUAUUAUUAAACCUAUUUCUAGACAUUUUCUACACAUUUGAAGGUUAAAUUGUCUUAUACAGUUGGUAGUUAAUUAUGCUUCUUGCUAGACAUACUUAAAUGCUUAAAAUAUAUAAAUAUAUAUUUUUAAAUGUGAAAUUAGUUUUAAAAAAUACUCUCUCAUAUAUAUAUAUAUAUAUAUAUAAUGUAUGUAUAUAUGUAUAUGUAUGUCUAGAAAUAGGUUUAUUAAUCUUAUAUUUGCUUUACUGUAGUCUCAUAAUUGGAUAAAUUAGAUAAAUUUGAUAUCUAUAUUCAAGAUAUUUUCAACGUCAUUUUUUGCAUUGAGAGGUUUUGUGAUAUUCAUAUAAAAUUACUAAUAUGCAUAAGAUGUUGAGCUCCAGACAAUCUUGACCUUCUGUUCUGUUCCUGAGCAUUGAUGCUGGACUAUGGAGCGUAAAACCCCGGUAUUCCAGGUUUUUCAUUUAUGUAAACUGAAACACAGGUACACCAGCAAAUGUCCAGCUUCAGUGCAUGUAAAGUCUAAAGCCAAUUUCCAUCUCCCCUAUAUCAUGUACAGUCGUCCUGAAACCUUGUAGAGAGUUUCUGUGUAGCUAGUUUGAUGUUAUACAUCACUGCACGGAUUAAAUGCGUUUCCAAUGUAUAGUUUAUCAUCCAGCAAUCCACUGCCUCCCUCUGAGCAUAUAUCCUCUGUGAUCUACUCUAUGGGAAUGAAGGAAGAGAAAAAAAACCUGUUGCACUUUUUAGACCCUUCUUUUGUUGCUUUUAUCUGUCAUUCUAUGUUUGUUUGAAGAGUUUAUAUGAUUUAGCAAAUACAUUUGAUGAGAUUUAUUUGGCUUUAAAAUGCUUCCAGUUUCUGAAGACAGCAAACUGAGUGUUGUACAGGAAGAGAUGGUUAAUAGAAGGCCGGUAAGAAUUAUACUCCAUGGUACAGUAUGUGUAAUAAUAGGUAGUUACUCUCAGUACAAGACGUUAUUCUCCUGUUUUUAUUAUGCGUUAUGUCUGUCCAUUCAGAUGAUUUAUAUUUCAAUAAAUGAGAUUUAAUAAUGUGA